This is a messenger RNA of Trichomonas vaginalis G3, 1206 nucleotides long. Its product is annotated as glycosyl hydrolase. Gene Ontology annotation, cellular component: membrane. Bases 1 to 1206 code for a protein of 401 amino acids. Lineage: Eukaryota; Parabasalia; Trichomonadida; Trichomonadidae. Gene Ontology annotation, molecular function: beta-N-acetylhexosaminidase activity. Gene Ontology annotation, biological process: carbohydrate metabolic process; glycosaminoglycan metabolic process. The record is from RefSeq and is a predicted model, not a curated record. The transcript has a single exon.
AUGUCAAUCUUACUUGAAUCUUUACAAUUGCAUAAUGCAAUGUAUAACAAUAGCUUCAUAACGCGUAAUGCAUUCAUGCUAGACGUUGCAAGACGCAAAAUGACAAAAGAUCAGAUCUUACAGGCUAUCAAUUCAAUAAAUAUUACGUGUUUCAGAUAUUUAAUGCUACACCUUUCAGAUGAUCAAUCAUAUUCACUUGGUUUUAUUACAGACACAUUAAAAAUUGGGAAGCAAACAAUUGGAAACGGUUGGCUGACUGACUCCGAUCUCGCAGAAAUAGUAAGUUUAGCCAAAUCAAAAUCACUUUAUCUCAUUCCUGAUAUUGAUGCUCCUUCACAUGUUGGAUCAUGGUACAAAAGCUAUCAAUCUUCUGGAGAAUCAACUGAUAUAUUUAGUGAUUCCAAUACUUUAGACAUAGAGAAAUUAGAUUCAUCUAGCGGAGUCUAUGAAAUUUACAAAAAAUGUAUGACCAUCUUCAAGGAUGUUUCAAACUAUAUUAAUAUUGGUGUUGAUGAAGUUCCUGGUAAUACUUAUUAUGCUAACCAACUUGCUUCUCACAUAAACAAAAUUAAUCAAAUUGCUAAAGAAAACAACUACAAAACUGUUGUUUGGAACGAUGCAUUGAAUGGCAAAUUGCUACAGCAACUAGACUCUGACAUUACAAUUAUGUAUUGGCAUGAUUCUGAUGUUAAUACAUUUGAGGCAUUAUUAAAUACAAAAAAUCCGAUCAAAAACGCUUACUAUGAUACUAACUAUGACAACGUUCAUGAUCUUGACGAACCUGAAUACCAGAAAGGAAAAAUUACAAAAUUUGUUAAUAAUUUAAUUAAUAAUAACAUUUUAUGCCUUUGGGGAGAAGAUUCAGAAGAUAUUACGCAUGAUCAGAUUAUUAAUUUUAUUAACGAUGUUCAAAAUGAAAUGAUAAAAAAUAAUAAAAUAAUUCCAAUAGAAAAAAGAGAAGAAAGCAAGUCAGAUGAUGGAAAUGGUACAUAUAAUGGAAAUAAAACUGAUGGUUCGCUAAUAACUCCAACAAUUUCACCUAUCCCAGAUGAUUCUUCAAAGAAAGGCCUUACAAAUCAGGAGAAAGGCAUGAUUGCUGGUAUAGUGAUCGCUGUUGUAGCAAUUGCAGCAAUAGUUGUCGGAAUUUUUUUAUUCCGCAAAAAAUGCCAACAAGAAGACUCAGCAGAAGAAAUUCAAAACAUUUAG